CACCCUGACGACAGAAGUGAAAGAAGAAAAAGAAAUGGGCUAACCCGACCAACGGAUUAUUUUCCGGUUAUUUUCUUAUAUAUCGGGGCUUGAUAUACGUUAAUGUAGAGCAAAAGACAAGAAACAAAGACAAGAAGACAGAGUGUACUGCCUGAGUGCAUGUUAAGACUGUUAUGUACCAUCCACCUGGUAGCUACUAUGGGUAUGGGGCAGGCCCACCCCGACCAUUGCCCUAUGAGCCAGCACCCCCAAGCGAAACUCCAGCUAGUUCAGCUAGACAGUCGCUGCCCCCAACGGACGAGGUAGCAGCGACAGCUUUACUCAAGCAUCUGGAUAAGCAGGAGCUGCAGGGACUGCUAGAUGAUGAGUCCAAACUACAGGACCUUGUUGAUGAUCUCUCUCAGGUAAGAAAUAUCCAAAUGGAGAGGGAGACAUUGCUGGCAUUCAACAAAAGUGCAGCAGAGCACAACCUAACGUAUCAGCCUCAGCUGGAGAAGCUGAAGGGAGAGGUGGCCUCGGGUCAUGAGGAAGUCAGAAGGUUACAAGGGGUGUUAGAAGAGGACCGUGCCCAACUCUUGUUACGCAGCAAUGAUCAGAGCCUGGACAUGCUGUUAGCUUUACUACAGACAGAGUGUGCCAAGACAGAAGAAGAGUCCGAGCAACUGGCAGAGAAUUUCUGUGAUAAGAAGCUGGAGGUGGACAGGUUUGUGGAAGAGUUCAUGCAGUCUCGGACGCUGGCCCACUUACGGCGGAUCAAGUGUGACAAAAUGGCCGAGCUCAUGGUCAGCCAACCGCCCGUGCCUCCGCCACGGACUCAGCCAAGUAAAGGAUGGUUUAACAACAACAGCAGCAGCAGUAGUAGCAACGUGCCGACAUCAUUGGGGGCUCCCUACCCUGCUAACAACCUGUACAUGAUGAUGCCAGAGCCAUUUACGCGUCCAUAACUCAGCUCAGCCUAACACACCUGUACAUAUAUGUACCUGAGAAGAAAACUCUCUUCUGUGUCACUGUGAGGUGGUGUGAUUGUAGACACACCCUGUUUGUCUUUAUCCCUUUCGUUUGUGCAUUUGUGUUUAUCCUGACAGAGUCUGAGAGCCGUGCUGAAGUUAGGGUUUUCAGGAGAUCUGAAGUUGAUCAGGUCAACGUAGUGAUAGGUGGCAUCAAAAUACAUCAUGUGUGUGUACGUGUAUUACUCUGAAGGGGCUACUUCCACCCCUUUUUGCAGGGAAUGUGGGUGAAAUUUAUACAAUGUCCAAGGCUAAACCAGGUUUUGCACAAAACCUCUGUUUUUUCUCACACCUUUUCUUGUCAAUAUUUUAUGUUCUGUACAUCCAAACAUCAUUGAUGGAUAAAGCUAACACAGAAUUUAAUGAACUGGGCUGUAUUAAACAUGAUCCAAGAUCAUCAGAUGCUAAGCGUAGUGGUCAUAAAUGUGUCAUUAUUAACAUCAGUGGAAUAGAAAUAAUUUUUGGUUAUAUUACAACUUCUUUGAUGCAGCUGGCAAAAUUUUGACAAAUUCAUGUAAGUCUGAUUGUAGGUUGGAUCAAAGAAUGGUACAGUCAACUGCACCCUCUAGCAUGGCCAAUGUUGAGUUUAUGUGAAGGAGGAUAUUGGGACAUCCAUAUUUGCUCAUUCAUUCGGCAUUGUCAUGUCUUUAAUUUGCCUGUUUUAAUUGUUGGUCUGUGAAUUAGAAGAAAUCUACCUAUAUAGUUUUAUGUUAUAGACUUGACAAACUUUCUACUGAAAAAAAAAAAUUGUAAAUGGAUGUGUAUAUGUGUUACUGGCUGGUUAAUAAGGCUAGAGUUGUCUAACACC
Molecule: messenger RNA, 1815 nt
Organism: Liolophura sinensis
Lineage: Eukaryota; Metazoa; Mollusca; Polyplacophora; Chitonida; Chitonidae
Product: vacuolar protein sorting-associated protein 37B-like
Exons: 5
Coding region: 174-944 (256 amino acids)
Biological process (GO): protein targeting to membrane; protein targeting to vacuole; ubiquitin-dependent protein catabolic process via the multivesicular body sorting pathway
Cellular component (GO): ESCRT I complex
Source: RefSeq, a predicted model, not a curated record